This is a messenger RNA of Amborella trichopoda, 1533 nucleotides long. Lineage: Eukaryota; Viridiplantae; Streptophyta; Magnoliopsida; Amborellales; Amborellaceae. The record is from RefSeq and is a predicted model, not a curated record.
UCUCUCUCUAGAAACUCCUCACCUCUCUCUCUAGAAAAUCCCCACCUCUCUUUCUAAGGUACUCUUCUUUUAUCUAGGGUUCUUCUGUCUUGCUUUCCUGUAUUCCGGUCAUCGUCUACAAUCUCUGGAAGGUUCUCUUAGCCUGUGCGCUCUGGUUCUCUCUCUACUCUCCGCAAGGCUCUUUUGCGAUUCUCUCUCUUAGGUAUUCUCAUCAGUUUCUCUCUAAGGUAAUACACUCUGAUUUUGAUCCUUUCUCCUUCGAUACACUCUCUCUCUCUCUGGAAAGUCUGGUUUGGAUCCUGUAGAUGCUACUUUCUCUCUCUAUACUCUCUGAGGUACUCUCAGUUGUGUACUGGACGCUGUGGUUUGCGAUCAACUCUCUCGCUUCAUGACGGAGCACAAGGAGGACUCUGGUUCGGUGGUGGAGUCCGUGAUGGACAAGAUAACUGAGACAUUUCAUCAUGAUGAUGGAUCAUCGUCAUCUUCGGAUUCAGAUGAUGAGAAAUCUUCCAUUUCCUCGAAGAUUAAUCGCUUGUUUGGAAGGCAGAAACCUGUGCACAAGGUCCUUGGUGGAGGAAAGCCUGCUGAUGUGUUUUUGUGGAGAAACAAGAAGAUUUCAGCAAGUGUGCUUGGAGGGGCAACCUUGAUCUGGAUUCUCUUUGAAUGUCUUGAGUAUCACUUCGUCACACUUCUUUGCCAUUGCCUCAUACUCACCCUUGCUCUCUUAUUCCUCUGGUCCAAUGGAACUGCUUUUAUCAACAAGUCGCCACCUCACAUUCCUGAGGUUAAAAUUCCAGAGGAUGUUGCCACCAACAUUGCACUUUCUCUGCGAUAUGAAAUUAACCGAGCUUUCUCUGUUCUGCGUGAUAUUGCAUCAGGCCGUGAUUUGAAGAUGUUUCUCACUGUGGUAGCUGGCUUGUGGGUUCUUUCAAUUUUGGGGAGUUGCUGCAAUUUCCUUACACUUUUCUACAUAACUUUCGUGGUCCUACACACGGUCCCUGUUCUGUACGAGAAAUACGAGGACCAAGUUGACUCUUUCUCAGAGAAGGCAAUGAUUGAAAUCAAGAAGCAGUAUGCUGUUUUUGAUGCCAAAGUGUUGAGCAAGAUCCCUCGAGGACCGCUAAAGAGCAAGAAGCCUUAAAGGGUGUUGCAGAUGUUUCUUACAGUUGUAAUGCCACAUGGAUAGGUAGCUCAUAUUUUCUAGUGUUGUUACUGACACUAUUUAUGUGAAGCGCUUUCUGAGGGACACAGUUCCUUGCUAGGAUGAAUGUGGUAUUGUUUUGGAUUUGUUUUAAGUUCACAAAAUUUGUGGUUUCAAUGUAUAUGCACUUAUAUAUUCCUUUCAGCUUUUUCAUGAUAAUCCCCACUGUGUGCUUUCACUAGUUGCUGUAUUUUAUGCAUUCUCCCCCACUAUUCAUUGGUUGGUGGUUUUUCGGGGGUUUGAUCUGCAGAUUUAUGUAUUGUUCUAUUGAUACAUUUUGGUAUUCUUGGAACCAUUAGGUGCUUUGGAAAUUGGGUUGAUCAUUUGAAUUC